This is a messenger RNA of Penaeus vannamei (Pacific white shrimp), 2217 nucleotides long. Lineage: Eukaryota; Metazoa; Arthropoda; Malacostraca; Decapoda; Penaeidae. The record is from RefSeq and is a predicted model, not a curated record.
AUGCCUCCGUCAGCAGAGGGCCAGACAUGGACCAAGUCACCGACGAGAUGUCGGUCCUACAGAGUCCUCAACUUCAAAACAGACACGAUGAUUGCUUCCUCUUCUGGUAUUUCCUGUGGGGACAGUCCACGCACCUUGACCCCGCCGGACGCCGCUCCCGCCCAGCUCCCCCCGUCCUCCCUUUCACCAGAGACGACCACCCCCGGCCCGGUCAUUCCCCCUGCCGUCCUCAAGUGCGACUUCGAAGAUGCUGAGAAGCCUCUGUGCGACUUCAAGCAGGAUUCGGGCGAAUACGAUGGCCUCUGGAAUCGGGUUGAUGCCUCGUCGCCUCCCUCGCCCUUGCACCCGGGCGUGGACCACACCUUACACACAGGCGCUGGGCAUUAUAUCGCUGCUGGCAUGCAAGAGGGCAGCCCGUACAAUCAGACAACUGCUAGAUUAAAGACGCCGAGAAUGGACAACACCUUGGAGUAUUGCCUCACCUUCUUCCUCCACCACAUAGGCGACCGCCCCCCUCCGUUAAUUGUGAAUGUUGAGGCUUGGGACGGGCCGCAGCAAGUGGAACUGCUUCGGCGAGAGUCUUCCCUGCACGACACUUGGGUGUUCGUCGAGAGGGAUAUCCCCGCGGGUUUUAUCGAAGCCAACUUCCUGAUUAGCAUCGAAGCCAGGCUGAGCACCUACCAAGACGGAGAUGCCUCGCUAGAUGACUUGAAGGUGUCGCAAGGGCGGUGCCCCAACCACGACGGCAUGUCCUGCUCCUUCAAGCAAGGGUUGUGCGGCUACGAGCAGGAACAGGAGCUGGACGACCUAGACUGGCUCUGGCACGACGGCAAAGGGGACGACGACGCUUUCCUGCCUGUCGAAACCCACUGGCACUUCUACUACGCGUACCUCAACACCUCCGCGCCGCAGGGAUCCUCUGGGGUUAUGUACACCACGGAGAUUCGCCUCUCGUCGCCGCACUGCAUGGUCUUCAACGCCCACAUCCACGCGGAGAAAGGGAAGUCGGCUGUCCUCGAAGUCUUGAACGUCGGGGAGGGCACCAUCGCCGACGGACAACUCCUAGACCGAUUCGAAGACUUAGGGCCAGACUGGGCCACUCUUCAGGUCAUGUUGCCCCCGUCCGAACGCCCCAUGCGCCUAGCCUUCCAAGGUAUCAUUCCCAUUAACGAGAACUUCGAGCAUUCUACCUUGGCCAUUGACGAUAUCUUCAUCCGGGCUGGAGGCUGUGACCCCCCGGGCUACUGCACCUUCGACGGCUACCUGUGCACCUGGUUCAACAACGAGCACAUGGGGUCGCUAGUAUGGGAGUCGUCCGGGCCGGGGGAUCUCUCGCUCGAAACAAGGCCGUUUGUGGACUCGACGCAAAGGGACCACUCGGGAGGUUUCAUGUUCAUUGAAGCAGACGAAGCUUUGUCAGGGGAAAAGGCCUGGCUCAUGAGUGACAGGUUGGCAGCCUCGGGUCCCCAUGAGCGUUGCCUCAUUUUCUGGUACCACAUGUACGGCGCCAAAGGUACCAGUCUUUCAGCGCACACUUACUGGGAGGAAUUUGGGCAGGUGACAACAUUGUGGGGAUUGAGGCCGACAGAAGCACGUUGGGAUUCGGGAUGGCAGUAUGCGGCAGCACCUUUCAGUAACUACGUUCCGAUCCAACUCGUCUUCGAGGCCGUGCUAGGCUCCGGUUUCAUGGGCGACGUGGCCAUCGACGACGUCCUCGUGGCCUCCGGCGGCUGCGCCCUUCAGCCGGCUGAGGCCAAGUCUGGGGUCAACUACACGACCCCUGUCCUCCCGACCCUGGAACCCCCGGCCACCAGCUCUCCCGAUAUGAUGUACGAUUGCUCUUUCGACGAGAACGACCUGUGCGCCUGGACGAGCGACGCCAGCGAGGGCACAGGAAACCAGAUAUUGUGGCAGGUUGCCACUGAUCAGUAUUCAGGUGGCUACGCCUUCUUAGACGUUGCCGGCGAGGACCUUGGCCGCGGCGCCCGGGGCACGUUGGUCUCCCCGCCCAUCUCGGGCACGGCAGGGUCUUGCCUCUCCUUCUCGUACAUCCUGGACGGCUUGCACGAACUCAACAUCCUGAUUAUGAAAGAGACGGAUCUCGAGGAAGUGUGGCAUGUUAUCGGCCCCAUUGGCACGGUAUGGAAGGACGCGCACAUAACUGUCUCGUCUGACGCUGUCUAUCAGAUCAUAUUCGAGGGCGUCAGAGGGUCCUGA